GAUGAGAAGAAAAGAAGGAGGAGGGGAGAGACAGAAUGGAAAGAAGUUGUGUUGAGGAAUUUUGAGUCUUGUGUGAAGUUAAAGGCUUUGGUGUUGUGAUGGGAAUGUCUAGUUGAAGCUGUGGUCUUGAGGGGAAAAAAAGAAGAAACAGGAAUUUGGGGAUCAAGGAGACACCUUUUUUUCCCCCAGAAGCAAAACAAAAACUUUAAAACAACUUUGAUUGGACACUGAAACCUUGAAAAUUCUCGCUUUGAUUUUCAUCAGUGAAACACUUGAUGGACAUACGCAAAACUUUCUUUUCCCCAGCUUUAUUGUUUGUUAAUGGAUUUUUUGUUUGUUUGUUUUAAAUUUGAAAGAAGACUGAAGUGCUGGCGCUGCUGCUGAAGUGCAGACUUUAUUUUAUUAUAUUAUUAUUAUUAUUAGUAUUAGUAUUAUUUGGUGGCGCUUUUUUCCCCCCUUUUCGAAACCAGAAACGAGAACUUGGGAGAGGAAAAGCAGAUCUAAAUAAGACAGCGGACUUUAGCCAAGAAAACACAGCUGUCUAAGCGCAACCUCUGAGCUGGUGUGUGUGUUUUAGGUGGAUAUGUUUCUGAAGAUGCACUGAAACAGAGACUCUGAAUUAUAACUAGAAAGCAAAGGAACCGAAUCGGAACCGAGAGGAUUUCUUCAAAAUGAAUCUGCUUUUUGUGGUUUUUGCGGUUGUGCUACACAUCCAAGCUUCCGAAACUGUCUCAGGUUUGCGCUUCAGUCAAAGCCCAGAUAAUAUAACUUCAUCACUGGGGAAGCCGGUGAAAAUGCAGUGCAUCCUGAUGAUGGGCGAUGCAGGAAAAGAGGGCUCUCCAGACAUUCUGUGGCUCAGAGAGGGGCAGCAGCUCGAGUUCUCUGACACCAACCAAGUGCAGAUGCCUGUCGAUGAUGACACAGGGCUCGUCAUCAGUACACUUCGGAUUGCAAAGGUCCAGCUGUCAGACAUGGGCGCCUACAGCUGUGCAGUGAUCAUUGGGGAUAAUCAGACAGUGUCCAUGGAAGGACACCUUCAACUGGAAGGUCUCCCACAUUUCUCUGUUGAACCCCACCACAUGUCUGUAGUGGCGAAUGUGAGCCUGAGUCUGCAGUGCAUUGCUCACGGGCCUCCUGAACCAGUCCAAAUAAUAUGGCUUCAGGAUGGAGCCCCUCUCAAUAAGCUGGACGACCCCAUGUCUCUGUCUCCAUCCAGCCUCAACCUCACAGGCCUGAACAAGACAAGUUCAUUUUCCUGCGAAGCUCAUAAUCGCAAAGGUGUAGCAUCAUCCAGCUCUGGAGUGAUAACGGUCCUCCCUUCCCAACCACAGGAUGUUAAAGCUGUGGAGAUAACUAAUUCCAGCAUUCGUCUGUCCUGGUCCCCAGGCUUUGCAGGAAUUUACACCAUCAGUCUCUGCACAGUUCAGGUUAAGCCAUCAGGAGAGGACUCCAUUUUGAAUCCCGAUCACAUGAUCCACAACCAAAAUGUUAACAUUCCACCUCCAAGUCACCUGAUCUCCGACCUGAAGCCUUUCACCCAAUACGACGUCAGAGUCGCCUGCCAGAGCAACCAGGGGGUCUCUGAUUGGACGCCAUGGGUGACCUUCAGCACCAAUGAAGGAGUUCCAGACAGUGCACCAGUGAACGUCACUGCUAUGCUGAACAAAACAGAGUUGCUGAUCAGCUGGGCCAAACCUGACGGGAAGAUUAAUGGAGAGCUACAGGGCUACAUGAUUGAGUACAGCACACCUAAUACGGAACAGGUCGUGUUGGACAUAGGAAUGGUAACGGAGCUGUCUGUUAACAUGUCAGUCCCUUUAUCAAACAUCACCUUCAGGGUGCGUGCCUACACGGGGGCAGGAUACGGACCAUGGACCCCGGUGCAGACGUCUCUUGUCCCUGCAGACAUUGGACGGAUACAAUCGUCAGGUCGCUCCUCUCCUCCAGCGUUGUCCUGGCACUGGUGGUACGUAGUCAUGGCCGUGGCAGUAGCUAUAGCUCUGGCAGUGCUCAUGGCUGUAUACAUGGCCAAACUGAGGCGGAAGGAAACACGUUUUGGUGAGGCGUUUGAGCCCAUGAUGGAGAGUGGAGAGCUGGUGGUUCGGUAUCGAGCUCGUCGUACGUACAGCCGCCGCACCAACGAAGCCACAUUGAACUCACUGGGAAUCAGCGAUGAACUCAAACAGAAGCUGCAAGACGUAAUGGUGGACAGACACAAACUAACUCUGGGAAAAACACUCGGAGAGGGUGAGUUUGGCUCUGUUAUGGAAGGCCUUCUGACUCAAGAGGACUCAGUUCUUAAAGUAGCAGUCAAGACAAUGAAGAUUGCUAUUUGUACCCGCACUGAGAUGGAGGACUUUCUGAGAGAAGCAGCCUGUAUGAAGGAGUUCGACCAUCAGAAUGUCAUGAGGCUACUAGGAGUGUGUUUGCAGACUGUGGAGAGCGAAGGCUUUCCAUCUCCUGUGGUGAUUCUGCCCUACAUGAAACAUGGUGACCUACACAGCUACCUGCUCUACUCAAGACUUGGAGACUCACCUGUAUAUCUACCAUCUCAGAUGCUGGUGAAGUUUAUGACAGAUAUCGCUCGAGGAAUGGAGUACCUGAGCAGCAAGAACUUCAUCCAUAGAGACUUGGCUGCACGGAACUGCAUGUUAAAUGAGAACAUGAACGUGUGUGUUGCUGACUUCGGGCUCUCUAAGAAGAUUUACAAUGGUGAUUACUACAGGCAGGGCCGCAUCUCAAAAAUGCCUGUCAAGUGGAUUGCGAUUGAAAGCCUGGCAGACAGAGUUUACACCACCAAGAGUGAUGUGUGGUCCUUUGGCGUGACGAUGUGGGAAAUCGCUACACGUGGUCAGACUCCAUACCCCGGUGUGGAGAACAGUGAGAUUUAUGACUACCUGAGACAAGGCAACCGUCUGAAACAGCCUCCGGACUGCCUGGACAGCAUAUACUCCUUGAUGUUCUCCUGCUGGUUGCUCAGUCCGAAGGACCGGCCGAGCUUUGAGGUCUUGUGUUGCCAACUUGAGAAAGCCCUGGAUGAGCUUCCUGACCCGCAGGACCCUGAUGAGAUCCUCUACGUCAACAUGGAGGACUCAUCAGGAGAGCUGGGGGCUGUCGGGGGACGGGAGCCCAACCUAGCCGGUGGCAUGUGCUCUCUGGGGCCAUUGAAGGGCACAGAAUCAGUGGCAACGGCAGAGAUUCACCAGCCAGGCCGCUACGUCAUCUGCCCCCAACACGAAAGCCAGCGCCUCCUCAAUGCAGAUUCGCUAGAAAGCCUGAAUCUUACAGGCUCGACGCCAACUUUAUUACUCCAACCGUCUGCUCGUGCAACUCCUGUGCCAACCUCUGAGAUAAACAUUUCUGAGGAGAGAGACGGUCCGGGGGGCAAGAGAAUAAUGUGGUAGUGACACUUAGACUCAAUGAGAGACAGUAGACAUAUACAGGCACUGUACUGCCUAAUCAGUUAGGUUGGAGAAGGAUUCAGUUAGAGAUUUGUCCUUUGUCCCACUGUCCAUCAUUUGCACCUCUUCUGUUUGUGGAAGCACACACUUACCCUGACAUUCCAUAAACAAACACUUAUUGUAAGUGUACCACAUCCAAUGUUUCUCUGAACUCAUCAUGCUUGGAGUAAUGUUGGAUUGUAAAUUAGGUUUUGAAGUUUAGCAUCCUCUGUGUCAAUAUUCUCCUGACUUUCCACACAGUUCUACAAGGUGUUCCAAAAAUCUCCAUACAUAGGGGAAAUUAAUACUUUUUAGCAAAAUGUCUUCUGAAAUUGUUCAUUCUUAGUUUAUUUUAGAAAUAUUUUUUCAGAUAGCCUUUAAGAAUGCAUUUGACAAAAGUUCUCAUGACUGGAUCGGGAAGCUGUCGUAAGGUUUAACAGUAUGGACUUUAACAGUAAACAUGGCGAGCACAUCACACACGACACUGUUGCCAAACUUAUUAACAAAUUCAAAAAGACUGGAAGUGUUACAGACCAACCGAGAAGUGGCGGUCCAACAUCUACUGACGAAGGCACAACUGAUGUGGUGCUGGUGUACAUAGUCCCCUAUGUAUGGAGAAUUUUGGGACACCCUGUAUUUCAAGUUUGAUUGAGGGAGUUCUGAAUUUUAAACUUUUCCAUUCAUGACAGGGCCCAAUGCACACACACAUGUACAUGCUCAGUCACACUUAGGAGCAAUUUAUUGUAGCAAAUGCAUAUGCAUGUUUUUGGGAGGUGGGAAGAAACCAGAGAUCCUGGAGGAUCCUGGUGGGCUACCCUCUGCACCAACCAAUUACAUGGCUUCAGAGGCCCCGAAGUUGUUGGCAGAGCCACUAGACCUCUUCCAUCAAGGGGAUUAUAAGCUUCUGAAAUAUUCUGAGGCUCAGCUUGGCCUAACCAUUGCAAAUUUGUAUUUGUAUAAUUCACAUGAACCAAAUAGCAAAUAAUAGUUGUAAUAGUCAUAUCUCAAGAUUGAAGUUUUCAACUAGUGCAAGCCCCAUUUAAAAGUCAAAUUCACAUAAAGACUGCUGACACACACACACAAACAUCUACCUGUUGAACGUAAAAGCCAUUGAAAAAAGCUAAAUGAUGAGAAGAAAGUUGAAUCUGAUAAGCUAGCAUAACACCAAGCUAAAGUACCACAUGUGAAUCAAGUAUUUAAGAGGUCUUCAGGAGAUACUAGCUCUCAAGUAACAUGUAAAUACCAAUGGCUUAAGAGCAGCUUUGCCAGCAGAUCACUGCCAAUCUGUAGAAGGGAAUCAAACAUCUUUAAGCCUGUUUUCACUUUAGGACAGCUUAAAGUGUCUGCACUUGAUUUAUUAUUUUUUUUUAACUAUAUACUUCUUCAGAUCGCUUCAAUCCAACAUUUCCAAAGACGGUAACAUGAGCCAACCUGAAGCACUUCUGGCUUGCUAUACAAGCCAUAGACAGAAAAUAUCAAGUCCAAAGUUUAAAAAAAAAAAGAUUUGUCAGUAAUUUAGGAAAACGCAAAUGGCUAAAUUAAUCUAAGUUGGAGAAAAUAAUCACUAUACACCACCUAUGUUUGUAAACCAGUCAAAAUCUGUAUAUAGAUUUGCUCUCAAGUUCAACACAACCAAAUCCUCUGUACAAUGUUGGACACCAUUAGAAGAAAUUCUGUCACUUUACCAGUUUACCUACCUGGCAGUAGAAUAAAGUAAUUAUGAAAUGAAUACACAUUUUCUUCAAAAGGUACUGGGGUUUUCUUAACAUGUCAUGUCUGAGACCAGUUUUAUGGUUUCUGUAACGAUGGUUAACAUGGGGUGUUUCAAAUCAGCCUAAAUAGGUCAGUAAGUAAGACAUGGUAUGGUUAGGACAUAAACACCAGGCCGGGUACUGCCAUGGUUAACCAGGGCCUCAACUCAAGCACAGUAUUAUUUGUGUUUGUUAUUGUUGUUUUGUAUAUAUGAAAUCAUUGCACUAAUCAUUUUCCACACGUUUUUUUUUUUGUGUGUGUGUUCUUCUAUUACGCAUUUUGAAUUCGUUUUUUCAAUGUCCCUUUUAGCGCAGAGUAUGUUUGUGAUUUUUUGUUAAAAUGAAAUCAUGAAAAAUUGUGACACUGAUAGUAUUGAAAAUUGAAACACCAAAUUUUUUGUUUGUUUGUUUGUUUGUUUUACAAAUUAUAGCUCAGAAAUCAAAGAAUGUAUGUUCAUUUUACAUGAACUUUGUAAUAUGGUACUUUUUCUCAAAUAUUCAUACAAUGUCACAACAAUUAAAAAAAAAAAAAUAUUUUAACCCAUAUUGAAUUAUAUGAAUUUGUAUGGAGAUUAUGUCAAUAUUCAAACUUGUUUGUUAUCAGAACAAAGUCAUAAUCAAAAUCAGAUUUAAGUAUGUCUGGUCACGUGAAUUUGCCUUAGAUUAUGUUUCAGUUAAAUACAUUAUACAGGCCAAACCAUCCACAUGUCCUUAACUGAUCUUGAUCUUGAUAUUUGCAUAUAUUCAAUGACUUUUUCCCCCCAAUAUAAUGAAAAAUAUCUUCUCUUGAACUGCAAAUUCUCAUGCAUCUGUUCAGUUUUCAAAUACUGUUCAGUAUAUGACUGUGCAAAACUGUUCAGUUCAACUGAUCAGUUUUCAUGAAAUAACUUGUAUGGUCAUUUAUACAAGGGGUUGUUCCCCCCGCAUUAUAAGCUGUGCAUACUUUGGUAGAAAUAUAUUGUAUUACAUCCAUAUCCACAUUCACCUGUGAGCCACACUUCAGAGUGCCUUGGGAAAGCCAGUAUUUUUGCCUUAAGAUAGUUCUUUAAAUGUAGCAUUAGGCAUUUAUGUCUAGAUAAUAUUAAUAUUGCUGUUAUGUUUUUUGUAAGAUUUUGAUACGCUUUUAUAUGAAAUAAAUGCUAUCUGCACAA
This is a messenger RNA of Ictalurus punctatus (channel catfish), 6342 nucleotides long. RefSeq names its product tyrosine-protein kinase receptor UFO. Gene Ontology annotation, molecular function: transmembrane receptor protein tyrosine kinase activity; ATP binding; protein binding. Lineage: Eukaryota; Metazoa; Chordata; Actinopteri; Siluriformes; Ictaluridae. The record is from RefSeq and is a predicted model, not a curated record. Gene Ontology annotation, biological process: cell surface receptor protein tyrosine kinase signaling pathway; protein phosphorylation; negative regulation of apoptotic process. The transcript has 19 exons. Bases 672 to 3404 code for a protein of 910 amino acids. Gene Ontology annotation, cellular component: signaling receptor complex.